This is a messenger RNA of Cyprinus carpio (common carp), 2646 nucleotides long. RefSeq names its product cyclic AMP-responsive element-binding protein 5-like. The record is from RefSeq and is a predicted model, not a curated record. Gene Ontology annotation, biological process: regulation of transcription by RNA polymerase II. NCBI's taxonomy places the organism in Eukaryota, Metazoa, Chordata, Actinopteri, Cypriniformes, Cyprinidae. Gene Ontology annotation, molecular function: DNA-binding transcription factor activity, RNA polymerase II-specific; cAMP response element binding.
CAGGAAUCCCACGUGACGUCACCAAAGGGUGAUGUAAUGCUUCUCUAAAUAGAUCGUAUUGUAAUCUUUCCUCAGUCCAACGUGGUUCCUUCAGAAAGUGUGCUGCAUCUUCUCCAGACUUCUGCGGUAUAUGAGGAGCCAGUGACAGUGAUGAACUCCGAGCAGGAAAGGCCGUUCAUGUGCAGCGCCCCGGGCUGCUCUCAGAGAUUCCCUACAGAGGAUCAUCUAAUGAUUCAUCGGCACAAGCAUGAGAUGACCCUCAAAUUCCCCUCCAUCAAAAAUGAUAACAUGCUGUCAGACCAGACUCCAACCCCAACGCGCUUCUUGAAGAACUGCGAGGAGGUGGGUCUCUUCAGCGAGCUGGAUUGCUCUAUCGAACAGGAGUUUUGCAAGGCUCAGGAGGAGGAGGACAGCAAACGGAAUAUCGCUCUUCAUGGGCAGGGGGGCCCUAACCAGCACCAGCACACCCACUCAAGAAUGGCCAACCACGACAGCAGCAUAGUGAUCCAGCAGGCACUGCCCUCGCCCCAGUCCAGUUCUGUCAUCACUCAAGCCCCUUCCACCAACAGACAGAUUGGACCAGUGCCUGGUUCCCUUUCCUCGUUGUUGCACCUGAGGAACAGACAGCGACAGCCACUGCCGGCCUCCAUGCCUGGCACGUUGCCUGACCCGACUAUGCAAGGAUCGUCUGCUGUUCUGAUGCCUAUGGAGAGGCAAAUGUCUAUGGGCUCUAACAUGAUGGGCAUGCAAGGCCCUGCCCACAGUAGCUCAUGCUCCUCCCCUCAUGUUCCAUCCAUGCACUCAGAGGCAAAGCUGAGACUGAAAGCUGCCCUUGCCCACCAUACAGGGGGCAUGGCGAAUGGCAGCAUGAACUCCAUGGGUCAUAUGAUGGAGAUGAUGCAAUCGCGGCAGGAUCAGGCCGGUCACCACCACCUGCACUCUCACCCCCACCAGCACAUGCAGGGCCCUCCCCACGGAUACCCACACCAUGCCCACCACCACCCCAGCCAUGCACAGAGCGCCCAUCACCACCCACAAAACCAUGGGCACCACAACUCCCACCCGCCCCACCUGCACCCUGCACACGGACAUCAGACCUCUCCACACCAACCAAUGCACUCUGCUGCUUCACAGUUAUCUCCAGCUGCACAGCAAAUGCAGCUGACGCAGACCCUUCAGUCCCCGCCGCCCAGCGGAGGGCGCCGCAGACGGGUCGUGGACGAGGACCCCGACGAGCGCAGGAGGAAGUUCCUGGAGAGGAAUCGUGCAGCCGCCACACGCUGCAGACAGAAGAGGAAAGUGUGGGUGAUGUCGCUAGAAAAGAAAGCGGAGGAGCUCACCCAAACCAACAUGCAGCUGCAGAAUGAGGUCACCAUGCUAAAAAACGAGGUGACACAACUGAAACAGCUUUUACUGACGCAUAAGGACUGUCCCAUCACCGCCAUGCAGAAAGAGUCCCAAGGUUACCUCAGUCCAGAGAGCAGUCCGGCAGGAAGUCCCACCCCUGUAACCCAGCAGCAAGUCAUCCAGCACAACACCAUCACCACCUCCAGCACAGCACCCAAUCACCGCACAGAUAUUAACCCCAUCCACUAGAGACUCCACCCCCUGACGCCCUUUACCACGCUGGACAUCCCGACUGCAAGUCCUGGACAGACACACACCUCUGUGCCUCUGCGGCAGCUUAUUCUUCUGUUUGUAAUUUGUAAAUGUAAACUGAUUACCAUUUUGUUUAGUUCUGUGUGUUUUAUGUUUCCAUUUGUGUCUGCUUAAAAAAAGGGAGUUUGCAUAAAUCAUCGGGCACCAUCUCGCUUGUCAAGGACAUCACUAAUGGACACGCAACUGUUACAUCUGUUCCUGGAUUACUGCUGGACCACUGCCUUUACAAAUUACAAAACUCGGAUAACUGGAUAGCUUUUGCUAUGAAUUUUCCAUUGCCGAAAAGAUGCUGUCUUUUCCUUUCUGUUUAUUGUUAUAACAAUUACUCUCACAGUCCCCUUUUUAUCAAAUUCAAAAGGAUAAAUUAGGAGGGUCAGUCUCCAUUGGGAGUUCCUAAUGAAAGUAACCUGAAGCAAUAUGAAUCUCUGACAUGCUGAGCAAUCUGAUUGUCUUCACUUGCUCGCUUGGACCAGAAUCUAGAUCAGAUUAAGUUCAACCUAUUUGCUUCUGUCAUUUCAGAUAUAAUUUCAAAAGUUAUCUUCCUAAAACAAAACAGCUUUGAGCUCCUAAGCUGGUACAGCUCAUGUAAAUGGAAUGCAUUUGUCAGGCUCCUGUGAGCAUAUGCCCUGCUGAACGUGUGAGAUUUCGGAGUAUUCCCAAAGCGGCGAGUUCAUAGCUGCAAUCACGUUGCACCAGGAAGACAUCUCACUUGCCGUUUCUGUCCAAACAUUUCAGAAGAUCCCAUCAGCUGUUAUAUUUUAAGCUGGUGUAAAUUCUCAUCAGUUUGCAUAUUGCUUCUUCUGGCAGUUCAUUUCAGUAUCUGUUUUGGAUCAGCAAGUGGAAUAAGUAUUAUGCACAUACGUCAAUACAUUUUUAUGUAUGUUUUGUGCUCAUAUGUGGGCCUCCCAACCAAUGCACUAAUCUUGCACCAGAAUAUUGCCAUGGAAAAACGCUACUUAAAAUUUGUUUUUAUUUUGGCUCAAAGUU